AUGUGUCCCGGUUCUGGAUAUGAUCCGAUUACGAAGAACUGGAACAAAGAUAUAGAUUGCUGCAACUGGGACGGUGUCGAAUGCGACCACUCCACAGGUGACAUAAUAGGUCUUGAUCUUAGCUGUGGCAUGCUACAAGGUAUCAUACACCCUAACACUACCCUUUUUAAUCUUCCUCGCCUCCAAACACUUAACAUAGCGCACAAUGCUUUUGUUGCUUCCCAAUUUCCAAGUGAAAUCCCGAGGUUUUCUCAUAGUCUAACACAUCUCAACAUCUCUGAUUGUAUAUUUACGGGCCAGAUGCCGUCAGAGAUCUCAUUUCUCUCUAAACUGGUUUCCAUUGAUCUCUCUAACAAUUUGCCUGGUUUCCAAAUUCAACCUAAUGCUUUCAAUAAUCUACUACAAAACUGUAGUCGUUUGAGAGAGCUCGUGAUGUGGUAUGUUAAUAUCUCUUUGGUUUUACCGGCUUACCUUAAUAUAUCUUCUUCUCUAGAAUCACUCGAUCUUAGUACAACGGGUUUACUAGGGAAAUUACCUGAUAACAUCUUUAAUCUUCCACGUUUGGAAAAACUUGACUUGUCAAAUAACUAUAACCUCACUGGUCAAUUACCCAUAAUGACGAGCACCGACAACAACCCUCUCAAGUGGUUAGAUCUGUCGUCCACAGGAUUGUCAGGAGAGAUCUUCAAUUCAACUCGUCAUCUCAAGUCUAUAAAUUACUUGGCUUUGUCUAACUUUUCCUUGGUGGGAUCCCUUCCGGAAUCCCUAGCAAACCUAACACACCUUAUUACGAUAGAUUUAAGUUAUAACAUGCUUAGCGGAACCUUGCCUUCAUGGUUGUUUACCUUUCCCUCACUAGAAAACAUUCACCUUCAUUACAACAUGUUUACUGGAGGCUUGCCAUCAAAUUGGCUCUACCUUCAAUCAUUACGGACAUUAACCCUUAGUGGAAAUCAGUUUGAUGGCGAGGUUAAUCAAGGCUCCACUAUACCACCAUCCUUUACCCAACUCAUCAACCUCUCUGUCCUUGACCUUUCAUAUAACAAGUUCAUAGGUAUAUGGGAUUUGGAUACGUUGUUUUUAAGCAUACCAAACCUUAGAUAUCUCGAUCUCUCGUACAGUGGCUUAUCUGUAAUGUCCAAUAAUUCUAAUUGGUACGCGAACCCUGCUUUUACCCACUUAGGUUUGGCAUCUUGCAACCUUACAAUAUUUCCAAAGUCCUUACGAGCCAUGAUAAAUGUUGCAUAUCUAGAUUUAUCUAAUAACGAGAUCCAUGGCGACGUUCCUGAUUGGGCAGGAGAGAUAGGAGGAAAUGCACUGUCUCAUUUAAAUCUUUCACAUAACUCCAUAACAAGCUUACCCCAAUUUCAGUGGAAUCGAUUAGAAGAUCUAUACCUACAGUCCAACAUGAUUCAAGGAACAUUCCCUCUAUCAGUUUGCAACAUGAGUCAUUUACAUUGCUUAGAUAUGUCGAAUAAUAGCAUUGGUGGAAGUAUUCCGCACUGUUUGAGAGAUAUCAGCAGUCUUCAGGUCAUAGAUCUAAGGACCAAUCAUUUUCAUGGCACCAUUCCCAGUUUUUGUGAGAAUCACAAUGUUAUAGGUGGGCUAUUCUUGAAUGGAAAUCGAUUACAAGGAGCGCUUCCCACUUCUUUGUCCAGCUGUGAAUCGUUGGAAAUACUUGAUGUUGGAAACAACCACCUAAAUGGCACAUUCCCCGGUUGGUUAGGAGGUCUUGUGAACCUCCAGGUUCUUAUAUUGAAAUCAAAUAAUUUUCAUGGUCGCAUUGAAAUCCCUUCGAAAGUUAAACUUCCUUUUCCAAGUCUAAUAGUCUUUGACUUAUCUCACAACACGUUUGAAGGUCAUCUCCCCGAUAUUUAUUUUCAGAAUUUUAAUUCCAUGAAAGAUGUUCCAAAAGAGAAAACAUAUCCGGAAUACUUGAGCUUCUAUGGAUUAUAUUUUUACACUAUCAUUGUUACAGUGAAAGGUUAUGAUCUCCAAUUUACAAAAAUUUUGGAUGACUACAUGAUUGUUGAUCUAUCCAAUAACAAAUUUACAGGAGAUAUUCCGAACGUUAUUGGUACUCUUAAGUCACUGAUAACACUCAACUUAUCUCACAACAGCCUCAACGGUCGAAUUCCGUAUUCUCUUGGAAAUCUUUCGGAGAUGGAAUCAUUAGACCUAUCUUGGAACCAACUCACUGGAGAGAUCCCUCAAAGUCUUGCAGGAAUAACUGCUCUUUCAGUUUUAAACCUUUCACAAAACCAUCUUGUGGGACGUAUUCCAGAAGGAACACAGUUCGGGUCGUUUGAAAACUCAUUUGGAGGGAAUUCGGGACUUUGUGGCCAUCCAUUGCCCAAAAUGUGCGACCCGCAUCCACGUGAACCACUCGUUGAAGUUGAUAGUGAUGAGGAGGAGAGUGGCUUUACAUGGAGGUCGGUGAUGAUAGGAUACGCAUGUGGAACCCUAUUCGGAUUGCUAGCAGGAUUUCUGAUGUUAUCAUUCGGAAGACCAAAGUGGUUCACUGAAAUUUCUGAUGCAGCAGAGCAUAUGAUCUUGAAGAGGCGUAGCAAACAAAGAUACAUUUAUAUAGGAAGAUGAAAUUUGCUGACGAAUGGUAAACAAGUUUGUCAUGUGGAUGGACUUUUUGAAUUAUGAAGUUUUAGAGAACAUACUGAAUUGAUAUUAUUAUUUUCUUUUGAAUUAUGAAGUUGUAGAGAUCCUACUGAAUUAAAAUAAUUUCAUGUAAGUAGACCUUUUGAAUUAUGAAGUUGCAGGGGAAAAUUAUUCUGAAAA
Molecule: messenger RNA, 2793 nt
Organism: Erigeron canadensis
Lineage: Eukaryota; Viridiplantae; Streptophyta; Magnoliopsida; Asterales; Asteraceae
Product: receptor-like protein 7
Exons: 2
Coding region: 1-2598 (865 amino acids)
Molecular function (GO): protein binding
Source: RefSeq, a predicted model, not a curated record